Emys orbicularis (European pond turtle) is the source of this 1032-nucleotide messenger RNA. It is a transcript of the gene FOXQ1, whose product is annotated as forkhead box Q1. The coding region runs from base 1 to 1032 and encodes 343 amino acids. The transcript has a single exon. Gene Ontology annotation, biological process: anatomical structure morphogenesis; regulation of transcription by RNA polymerase II; cell differentiation. The record is from RefSeq and is a predicted model, not a curated record. Gene Ontology annotation, molecular function: RNA polymerase II cis-regulatory region sequence-specific DNA binding; DNA-binding transcription factor activity, RNA polymerase II-specific. NCBI's taxonomy places the organism in Eukaryota, Metazoa, Chordata, Testudines, Emydidae.
AUGAAGCUGGAGGUCUUCGCCCCGCGCUACGAGGACAAGCUGGGCGGCAGCGACCAGGAGGGCAGCGGGGCCCCGUCCCCCGCGCCGGGCGAUAGCGAGCUGGGCUCGGACGGGGACUGCGCCGCCCACAGCCCGGGCAGCGAGGGGGCGGCGGGCGCGGGGCCGGCGGGCGCGGAAGGCGGGAAGGGGAAGCCGUACACGCGGCGGCCCAAGCCGCCCUACUCCUACAUCGCGCUCAUCGCCAUGGCCAUCCGGGACUCGGCCGGCGGCCGCCUCACGCUGGCCGAGAUCAACGACUACCUGAUGGGCCGCUUCCCCUUCUUCCGCGGCGCCUACACGGGCUGGCGCAACUCGGUGCGGCACAACCUGUCGCUCAACGACUGCUUCGUCAAGGUGCUGCGCGACCCGGCCCGGCCCUGGGGCAAGGACAACUACUGGAUGCUCAACCCCAGCAGCGAGUACACCUUCGCCGACGGGGUCUUCCGCCGCCGCCGCAAGCGCCUCAGCCGCGCUCCGCCGCCGCCGCCGCCUUCCCCGCGCCCGGCACCAGCCGCCCCCUGCUGCUGCUGCUCCUCCGCCCCGUGCAGCUGCGCCGGGGGCCCCGCCGAGGAAGGGCGAGCGGGCGCCGCCGCGGCCAGGCCGGGCUCCAAGUUCUCCAGCUCCUUCGCCAUCGAGAGCAUCCUGAGCCGGCCCUUCCAGCGCGCCCCCGGCCCGGGCCGGGCGCUCUGGGCCGCGCCGCCCGCCCCCUACCCGCUGGGCUCCUACCCGCACCCGCCGGCCUCCCUCUACGCCGGCGGCGGCCUCCUGCCGCUCUACGCCUACGGGCCCCCGCCGCUGGAGCGCAGGAGGGAGGCGCUGACGGCCAGCGGCGCCCCCCACCCGCCGGAGCCUCCCCAGCUCUUCCCCUCCCCUUCCGAGGCGCUGCUCGGCUCCCCGCUCUAUUGCCCCCUCCGGCUGCCCGGCCCGUUGCACCCAGCCACGGGGCUCCCGGCCUCUUACCCGCCCUACCCCCUCGAGAGCCUCCUGCCUUAA